AUGAGCUACAAUCCCGGAACGCCGGCCACUCCUGGCUAUGGGAUUCCUCCAACUCCAGGACCAAUGUAUGGAGAUCAACCACCAGCUACUCCUGGACCUAUUUAUGGCAAUUCUGGGGCAAGUUACAGUUACGCUCCCGCUACCCCCGGCCCUACUAUCAGCUAUGGCCACACUCCUGGUCCUGCUUCUAACAUGCGCGGCCCUCCCUCAAAUGCAGUCGCUUCCGUCAAAAGAAUGGGCGUCAUCAACGAGCAGAGUGGUCCACAAUCCGUUCAAUCCGAGUAUCCUCCCGCCACGCCAAGAUCAGCCCUCGACAAUGGCGUUUCAAGCCCACAAAUUCAAAAUAUCGUUGCUACAGUAGAUCUGGACUGUGGAAAGCUUGACCUCAAAAGCAUCGCGAUGCGAGCUCGAAACGCCGAAUACAAUCCAAAACGAUUCGCCGCGGUGAUUAUGAGAAUUCGAGAACCAAGAACCACUGCGCUGAUCUUUUCCUCGGGGAAGAUGGUUUGUACAGGAGCAAAAUCAGAGGAAAAAUCCCGACUUGCAGCGCGAAAAUACGCGCGAGUGAUUCAAAAACUCGGUUUUCCUGCGAAAUUCAAAGACUUCAAGAUCCAGAAUAUGGUCGGCUCCGUUGAUGUCAAAUUUGCGAUUCGUCUGGAGCAGCUUGUUUUGAAUCAUGCGCAGUUUACUUCCUUUGAGCCGGAGCUGUUCCCUGGCUUGGUCUAUCGGAUGAUCAAGCCGAAGCUGGUGCUCUUGAUCUUUGUCUCGGGGAAAGUUGUUCUCACAGGGGCGAAGCAACGAAAAGAAAUCGACGAUGCUUUCAACAACAUCUACCCGAUUCUACGAAAAUUCCGCAAGCAAACAUAA
Molecule: messenger RNA, 867 nt
Organism: Oikopleura dioica
Lineage: Eukaryota; Metazoa; Chordata; Appendicularia; Copelata; Oikopleuridae
Source: the annotation of a GenBank genome assembly